Molecule: messenger RNA, 1388 nt
Organism: Amyelois transitella
Lineage: Eukaryota; Metazoa; Arthropoda; Insecta; Lepidoptera; Pyralidae
Gene: opa
Product: zinc finger protein ZIC 4
Exons: 2
Coding region: 1-1329 (442 amino acids)
Biological process (GO): regulation of transcription by RNA polymerase II; central nervous system development
Cellular component (GO): nucleus
Molecular function (GO): RNA polymerase II cis-regulatory region sequence-specific DNA binding; DNA-binding transcription factor activity, RNA polymerase II-specific
Source: RefSeq, a predicted model, not a curated record
AUGGUGGCGGGCGAAUGGGGCUAUGCGCCGGCGGCGGCCACCCCUGCCAUGAAUGCUUUCCUCGAAACCAACCACGCACAUCUGGCCUCCUACGGCCUGAAGAUGUCGCCCCAGCCGGGCUGCGGUGUCGGCGCCCAGCACCGCGCCGCCGCGCCGCAUCCUCCACCACCACAUCAUCCGCCACACUAUCAGCCCUAUCCCCUCCACUCCUACCAGCCGGGCUAUCUCCGCGAAUACGGCGGCUGCGGAGAGUUAUUCCCCCAACAAUCUCUGGAGCAGAGCUGGGAUUGGCGCGGUGACGUGCAUUAUCAGGGCAGUGCGCCACCGCUGGUUCCUCACGCUCAUGCGCAUGCCCCUCACGCGUUUCUACGCUAUGUGCGCGCUCCUCCUCGACGAGACAUGCGCUGUCAAUGGCUCGAUCCCGAGCAACCGCCACCGCGCAAAAUGUGUAACAAACUGUUUUCAAGUAUGCAUGAAAUUGUGACGCAUCUGACUGUGGAACACGUCGGUGGCCCGGAGUGCACGACGCACGCCUGCUUCUGGCAGGGUUGCUCGCGGAACGGGCGGCCGUUCAAGGCGAAAUACAAACUAGUGAACCAUAUUCGCGUGCAUACCGGAGAGAAACCCUUCCCCUGCCCCUUCCCUGGCUGUGGCAAAGUGUUCGCGAGAUCUGAAAACCUCAAAAUUCACAAAAGAACACAUACAGGUGAAAAGCCAUUCAAAUGCGAGUACGCCGGCUGCGACAGACGGUUUGCCAACUCUUCAGACAGGAAGAAGCACUCCCACGUCCACACGUCAGACAAGCCGUACAAUUGUCGCGUGCACGGCUGCGACAAGUCUUACACGCACCCAUCCUCACUCCGGAAACACAUGAAGGUGCACGGCGCAGCUGGGGACGCGUCACCACGCUACGACAGCGACGGUGACGACUCUUCCUCAGCAGGCAGUGUCAGCGUCACUGCCGGCGCGGCCAGUCCUGCCGCACCCCUCCCGCCGCCCCCCGCACCUGCCCCGCCGCACCACUUACACCACCAUCCCACAAUUACAGACAAACUAGAAAGCCUCAACGACAAAUAUCUUAACCCUCAUGAGCAAAAACCUUACGAACGCCCCCCGGCCGCGCCUCCUCAUCAUAAUCAGCCUCACAUAACGAAUAUCGGUGGAAACGGUGUUAUGGACAAUAAAAUCGGCUUCGGAGGUCACUGGACGCAGUUCCAGCAGCCGGCGCCGGCGAUGCCGCACGGCGUGCCCGAUUGGUGGUGCCCCACGCAGGAGUCGUACCACCAUCACCAUCUAAUGCACCACUCAGGCGCGGCCGCCGCCUAUUGACCUCACCGCGCUUAGGGAACUCUUCAUUCGACGAUCAGAACCUUAGGAUAGAAAACGAA